AUGGUGCGACGCUUACAACGACAACUGCCGUUUUUGCGGAGCGUGUUGCGCGAAGCCGACCAGCGCGUGAGACGGGAACGAUUGCAGCACGCCAAUGCCGAUCAAGUCAAUGCCAUCAGUGAGUUGGUGAUGAACACCUUGAAAGGGCAUGUGGCCGUCCCGCCUCGACUCUUGGAUCAGUUGCGUCCGCACAAGCAAGCCUUGCGCGACAUGGCGCGUCGCAAGCAUUCCAUAAAACGGCGACGGCAGGUCAUGAUGACUCAAACCGGGGCGGGCAUGUGGCACGCUUUGGAUCGCGUGUGUCGUUGCCUGUCAAGAUGAGUCAUGGACCGUACCAGAAAAAGUACGUGGUGUCCCCGGAGGACAUGGAGCGGUUGGUGGACCAUUACAAAGGUGCGUUGAUGGAGAAUUCGCGGUUGACGCAUGCUGCGCGGUUGGCGGCCAAACAACACGUCUUGCUGGCCUCCCCCAACAUCCCGCCGGCCACCAAAAAGAUCCGCGUCAAAGCCCUGGGACCCGCGGUGCGUCGAGCCACCAAACGCGUGCGGACCAUGGCGUUGCCAGGAGCCGGAGGGGCCGCGGCGGGGGCCGACGACGACGGCGACGAGUUUGCCCAAGGACCCAUGGAGACCUUCUUGAAAACACUUAUAAAAAGCAGCACGCCCCCACCCAAGGCCACACCCAAAGGGAAACCGAAGGUCCCACCCAAGCCGAAGUUCAAGACGCCCACCUUGGUCCCGUUACCGGAGGACGAUUGGGAAGAGGAAUUGGCGGAGCCCAUUCCGAGUACGUCCAAGAGCAAAGGCAAGUCCCCGGCGACCAUCCCGAAGAAAAAAACCCGCUUCAGUUAUCAUCUCCCCAAGGCUCACAAAGAAGCGCAGAAGUUGAGACCUCAACCCGGCUGGAGCGUGUGGGGAGAAAAGGUGCAGCGGAAACUGGAUGGCAAGGACUACUAGACGCCGCCGACGCCGCGCGUCGCGCCGUGGCCGCCGCCGCCGCAUGGUCGGUCGGGGGUUGGACGUGCAAAAAUGGUUGGGCAAGACCGGCAUCGAAUUUCAUUGGCCCGGGUACCAAUACAUGGGGCCAGGUACCCAUUUGGAGAAACGCCUGAAGCGCGGGGAUCCCGGCAUCAACCGAUUGGAUCGCAUUUCCAAACAACACGACAUUGAUUAUUCUCGCGCGCGCAAUCUCCAGGACAAGUGGAAAGCCGACGACAAGAUGAUUCGGGCCAUCACGAACCUCCCGGGGAAAAAGACCCUAACCGAAGGCAUCGUGAAAAAAAUCAUGCAAGCCAAACGCAAAUUGAAACUGUAA
Messenger RNA from Porites lobata, 1314 nucleotides. NCBI's taxonomy places the organism in Eukaryota, Metazoa, Cnidaria, Anthozoa, Scleractinia, Poritidae. The record is from the annotation of a GenBank genome assembly.